Molecule: messenger RNA, 1338 nt
Organism: Salvelinus fontinalis (brook trout)
Lineage: Eukaryota; Metazoa; Chordata; Actinopteri; Salmoniformes; Salmonidae
Gene: dlec1
Product: DLEC1 cilia and flagella associated protein
Exons: 10
Coding region: 67-1338 (423 amino acids)
Biological process (GO): negative regulation of cell population proliferation
Source: RefSeq, a predicted model, not a curated record
CACAAAGAGCUGGCGGCUGAAACUGGGGAGAAAUGUGCUACUUUCACACCUUGCCAGACUGCAACCAUGCUUGAGGAAUCUGAGCCAAGACCCCAAACAGGGUUAGACCCGUCCAUGAACCGUCAUCGACCUGCAUCAGAAAAAACACAGGACAUUUCACAUUUAUUGGCAAGCAUCUUCAAGGAUCUCUACACAACAGAGAUUAUUGGGAAAGACACAGUUGCCAUUCUCACCAAGACAAGAAGGGGAGGCAACAACUACCAUGACAAAUAUGUGGAGGAUCUUCAACAGGUCCAUUCAGAGUACAGCCGUCGGAUGUGUGAUGCUGACAUGUUGGAGAACCACAUCAUUCAGGCUCGGGUCCAGGCCACGGCCACAGAGAGCAGUGCCCACACCAAGGUGGUGGAGGAGGUGGGAGAGGCCUACCAACAGCUGGGUCUGCCUCCAGUCAGGUGGACCUUCAUGUGGUGUGUUGACAACGGCCUUCUGAAGAGUAACAACCUGAUCUGUCCAGAAGACUACAUCACAGGACUGACCCCGCUCAUCAAAGCCCCCAGAGCCAUGCCCCCCCCAGGUUUUGCCAAGCCGACGGUGUCCUACAACAGACACAUAUGCCUCCUUCCCCAGGACGAUGGCUACACGGUGAUCCCUCCCCCAGAGAGGACAGCCCAGAGCUUGCUGGAGGAGUCAGAGACGUCCCUCACCCUUGCCUGUAGCUCAGACACCUGCACCCCCCAAAGCCUACCUAGCCAGGUGUGCCGAGUGAGGAAGCCUAAGUGGAUGAAUGAGCUGAGUGCUAAGAGCAGAGCAGAGGAGAGGGCUGGCCUUCAGAAACUACAGCAGAGACACAAGUUCCUGCGCAACCCCAGAUUCCUUCCCCCCGACGCACACCAGGGCGGCAAGUCGCUCAUCCUGCUUCGGGAAAAGGGAGACAGGGGAAGGAAGGGGCAAGAGGAGGAGAGAUCCCCAGCUGAGCCCAUCCCUGUGUUCCUGGCCAAUCCACCUGUUGUCUUCUUCACUGACUACAGAGUGGGACAGGUAUUUGAGACUACAGUGGAGCUGAGAAACGUGACUGUUACCAGCCGACAUGUCAGGGUCCUCCCCCCGACCACCCCUCACUUCUCCCUGGGUCUCGUCAAGCACCAGGGUCUUGAUGAAGAAGCGAGUUUUGACUGGAAGCCAGCGGAGUGUAUGGAGGAGCAGGGUGACAUGGGAGAACUUAAGAAGGUUGAACACCAGGUAGCGUUCUGGAUAGGUUGCAAGGGUUUGAGGGCACAAUCGGGGGGCCCAGUCAACAAGGAGAUGGAGAAGUCCAGAGAGGACAUGUGCCUGGAUUAG